This is a messenger RNA of Schistocerca nitens (vagrant locust), 5877 nucleotides long. RefSeq names its product peripheral plasma membrane protein CASK (gene CASK). Gene Ontology annotation, biological process: regulation of neurotransmitter secretion. The transcript has 13 exons. Lineage: Eukaryota; Metazoa; Arthropoda; Insecta; Orthoptera; Acrididae. Gene Ontology annotation, molecular function: signaling receptor binding. Bases 984 to 2441 code for a protein of 485 amino acids. Gene Ontology annotation, cellular component: cell-cell junction; plasma membrane. The record is from RefSeq and is a predicted model, not a curated record.
GUUCGCUAUUCGCCCGCAGGAGCCCGCGCUUCCGGGAGCGGGGCGGUCCCGCGACUCCGUCUGCGCGUGAUUUUCUCUUCACCGAGAGCCGUACGGACGCUCCAGCUGUGCGAACAGAUAAUAGACAAAAGACUCGCCCUCACAACGAGGUGAACGUUAAUCAUUUUCAGAAGAAACAAGAAACUGUACUGCAGAUGUAUAAACGCUCAGUCAUUGUUUAAGGACUUUAUUGACACAAACAGUAAAGCGGUGCAGGAAAGAAAUUCAUAACUAAACAAAGUAAAGUAGCUGGGACUCGGCAUUUACAGCCCGUUAAGCGGUCAAGACAGCGACCUCUUGCUUUGUUACCUGAAACGUUUCUUGCAGCACUGCGCCUACGACGGCCAAACUUCCUUUCAGUUACGUCCUUGCAUAAUAAGUGCGUUUGUCUGUACUCCAUUGGAAAACUUUUCUGAAGUGCUGCCGCUAUGAAAGAUCUCCGAUGUAAGAACGGUUAGAACUUAUAUCAAUUGAAAUAAAUGCGGAUGUAGCUCUCCGUCCGCAUUCCGGAAUUUCGCUAAAGGAAUUUUAUGAUUAUUUCUAUCUCACGUGUGCUAAAUUUCUAUCGUACAUCCAUAUCCGUUAUUCAGAUUGUAACCUCUAGUCUGUGGUAUCUAUCGGUAAUAAACCAAGCUUUAUAAUCCAUCGAGGCUUGAAAUUUACGAAUGUAGAGUGUCUGAGAGUUAAAAGUGCGCGAGUGGUAUACUGGUAGACGUAUACAACAAUCGAUGCGAAUUUCACGUCCGCUGCAUUAUUACACAACGUUCAUCGCCAGCCGUUCGGAUUACUGGAACAUCGUUUGUGGAUUGUGAAUCAGUGCAGUGUCUUAGCUUGUGUCGAUUAGUUCAUACAGGGAAGAUGCACGCACGUGUCUGUGAAACGUCCUGCAGGAAUUGUGCACCGGAUCCACCGCUCCGGUUCAGCUGACUGGGACACCGCCCGAUAUGCUCUGCUACGCGCUGCUACAGGCGCACGACGUGGUGGCGCACGAGGUGUACGGGGAGGACGCACUGCGCGUCACGCCGCCGCCGCUGCUGCCCUAUCUCAACGGCGGCGACGACCUGGACGGCCCCAAUGGCGACAUCGACAUGGAGAACGUGACGCGCGUCCGGCUCGUCCAAUUCCAGAAGAAUACGGACGAGCCCAUGGGUAUAACGCUGAAGAUGAAUGAAGAGGGAAAGUGUAUCGUGGCUCGUAUUAUGCAUGGAGGCAUGAUACACCGACAGGCCACUCUUCACGUAGGCGAUGAAAUCAGAGAAAUCAACGGAAUUCCUGUUGCCAACCAGUCGGUCAACGCCUUACAGAAGAUACUGAGAGAAGCACGAGGAUCAGUCACCUUCAAAAUUGUUCCAUCAUACAGGAGUGCUCCACCGCCCUGUGAGUUGUUCAGGAUUAGGCCUCUGCCAGUAUUAAUUUUUGUUCGUGCACAGUUUGAUUAUGACCCGUUGGAUGAUGACCUGAUACCUUGUGCACAGGCUGGUAUAGCUUUCAAAACAGGAGACAUCCUGCAAAUAAUAAGCAAAGAUGAUCACAAUUGGUGGCAAGCAAGGAAAGACAAUGCUGCUGGCUCAGCUGGUCUUAUUCCUUCACCAGAACUCCAGGAAUGGAGAACGGCCUGCAUGGCGAUGGAAAAGAGUAAACAGGAACAAGAUGGGGAAACUGAUGGAGGAUGCUCGUCACAUAAAGAUGGAUGUGAUGGCAGCACAGUGAAUUGCUCAAUAUUUGGUCGCAAGAAAAAGCAAUACAAGGACAAAUACCUUGCCAAGCAUAAUGCAGUGUUUGACCAAUUAGAUUUGGUUACCUAUGAAGAAGUUGUUAAACUACCAUCAUUCCAGAGGAAGACGCUGGUUCUCUUAGGUGCACAUGGUGUUGGAAGAAGGCAUAUAAAAAAUACACUAAUAGCAAAAAACCCUGACAAAUACGCAUACCCAAUUCCACAUACAACGAGGCCACCAAGAAAUGAUGAAGAAAAUGGUAGAAAUUAUUACUUUGUGUCACAUGAUGAAAUGAUGGCAGACAUAGCAGCAAAUGAAUAUUUAGAAUACGGGACACAUGAAGAUGCAAUGUAUGGUACAAAACUGGAGACAAUCAGGAAAAUUCACCAAGAAGGAAGAAUGGCCAUUUUAGAUGUGGAACCACAAGCUCUUAAAGUAUUAAGAACAGCCGAAUUUGCACCAUAUGUAGUUUUCAUUGCUGCCCCUGUGCUUCAGAACCUUGCUGACUAUGAUGGAAGCUUAGAACGAUUAGCGAAGGAAUCUGAUCUUCUGCGGCAAGCCUAUGGGCAUUUCUUUGACUUAACUAUAGUUAAUAAUGAUAUAGAAGAGACAAUAGCUGCCUUAGAAAAAGCCAUUGAACGUGUUCAUACUACACCACAGUGGAUACCUGUCUCAUGGGUCUACUGACAGAAGACACUUUCAGAGUCUACAACUUCAAUAAAGUGAAAAUGGGAAACAGAAAAAGUGAUUAAGUGCAUGAAUAAGAAGUUACUGUGUUUGUUAUGCUCAAUUUCAAUUCUGGUAUGUGUAUGUUAAUGAUCUUCCUGUGGAUAGCUGCUGAAUCAAAUAAGAGUGGUAUUAUGUUUAUCUUCAACUCUUUUUCAGGAAAGUUGUGUCACUUUAUUUCUCAGUUCAUCACUGGAACACAAACAUGAAGCUGUAGUAAGUGAUUCCAAUCCUAAAUUUUUAAAAUUUCAUAAAACUUGAAAGACUUUUAUUUAUACAAAUUUUUGUUCUGUGAACAAUUAUUAUUUGAUUGUAAUAUGAACUACAAGGCAGUGUUAAACUCCGAGUUUGAAAUAUUAGGAAAAUAGUUUUGUUUAUUGUAAGGGAAUAUGGAUACACAUUUAACUAUGUUGUUGAAUAAGUUUUGUUUGUCCUCCAUUGUAAGAAAUAAUUUUCAGAAGUAGGUUAACGCUAAGUGUCAGUUAUUUUGUUGCAGUAUUUGUGAAAGGUAGGCUGAAUGUUUGUGUUGUUCUGUUAAGUUAUUCCAUUGAUCCUGAAUUGUGUACUGAUUGUUAUCUUAUCAACACAACACUAUUGUUUGAAUGCAAAGAUCAGCUCUAAUUCAGAGACAUUCCAAACAUAUUGUUAACAUUCCUCCUUCAUGUUUCCUCUUCUUUUCUAUCAUUUACUACAGCUCCAGUUUCUGUGUUCAUGUGAAUAAACUACAGGGCAUUAGCAAAUCUGAUUUUUAGUUGUUGGUAACUUUUCAGUUUUCAAUGAUGCUAAUUGUGCUGAAGCUGAACAUGUUUCAAAAAGCAAUAGCACUGUACUGAUUUUUCAUGAAUUAAUUAAUAACAUCCUAUUAUUUAUAGUGGACUAGAACUGCACUGAAAAUCCCAUUUGUCACAUUCUAUAUUAGUUUACUAAAAAAUAAACACUAAUGUUUGAAUUCUUUUAUAGAUAUGUUUUCCUUUGUAUUACAUUUUGAGAUCUAUCCACAAAAGCAAUCUGAAUAUCCAAAUAAUUAUAUAGUUUUUAAGAAAAGGUACUAAAAUAUUUGGAAUAAUUAUCAAAAUUUGUAAUUCAACAGUUAUUACGAAAGUCUGAACUGCUAUUUUACCUAAACUAUUCAGCAAUUGGUUCACUGUAACAUUUGCAUGUUUCAGUUAACAAACUGUGAGUGAUAUGCAGUUACAAGUGUUCAUCUUAUAUGCACAAAUAGUAAUAUUGUUGAUUAGAAUUUUUAAAGUAAAAUUUUAUCAAACUAUGCAAGUAAUGUAAUACAGAAAGUGCACAAAUACGACCACUGUUAUAGAAACAGUGCUCUAUAAAAUUAAGCACAAACUUAGUGUUUGCUCAGUUAUGAAGUAUUUUACAAUACAACUGAAGUGCCAUCUUGAAGUACUGUGAAUAAAAUUUUGACUUAAUCUAUGCAAAAUGACAGAACAUUAAGUAUUAACAUGAACAUUCUGUCUACAAUAUUUCAUGCAGUAUAUAUGAAGAGGAUGUGGAUAGUGCUUUGUACGUUUAAGGUGUUAGGGUAAGUGGUGGGCUUUCCCAGACAUUACACUUCUUGACUGCUCAUGAAUAUGUUAAGUGUGCAGAAGAGGAAGUAUUCAGCAGUGUACGCAGCAGAAGUGCAUAUGUUUGCAUCUGAUGUGUGUUUGGCUACUGUGCUGUUUAUCUGCAGUGAUUUGGGCUGUGAGUGAUGAAGCAAUAUGCUUUCAAGAAUGAAUUGGAGUGUUGUCCAUUAAAGGUGCAAGAAAGUGGGAUUUAAAAUUAAGAAAUAUUGUAGUGAAUGAGGAAAGAUGUUUUCACUAUAAAUUUGGAAAAACUUCAAAUACUAACAUUGUUAUUGCAAUUUAACAAAGUGACACAAUCUGAAGAGCUUCAGCUGUGUAAAAAUCUUUUUGUGUCAUAAAUACCUACAACUACUGAAAGAAAUAUUACAAUCAGGAUAUUGAUGCAACUAUAUGUAGAUGGAUCAAGAAUGUAGAAGCAACAUGCAAAAACUAGAAAACUUUAUUGAACAUAUGGGAAUGAACUUAUGUGGCUUGUUUAAUGUGAAUAGAUUGAGACUCAAUAAACGAAGUUUUAUGUGCAUCUGUUUCUGUCAUACAUACAUGUGUUUCAGUUGCUUAAGGGCCUGUGUGCCCUUCUAUGAUUUUUGAAACUGACCUGCAGAUUAAGUACAAGCAGUGAAAUGACUAAUUUUUUCUCUCUCUAUGUACUUGAAAUUAUUGUUUUGUAUGUAUUCUUACUUAAGUCAAAUCCCUCUAAUAUCAGACAAAAUCAGUUUAUUGCUGGUGUUACGUGAUUUCAUAUUCACAAAAAGAUACUUUGCUGUAAACAGUCAGUAAAUUUUGUAAUUGUGUGUAUGUUUUUUUCUAUUUUAAUAAUAAUCUGGAUACAAACUUUGGGGAAGAUAUCUUCACUGGACAAUUUACCAUCAAGAAAUUGUUGCAGGAGAUGCUACUCUUGUGAAAGAUAUAGAUUUGUCUUAAUUUUGUAGUUAACGUAGCAGUGUUUUAUUUAUUAUCAGUUUCCUUUUAUACCAGCUGUUUUGUUUUAUUCCAAAAUAUUGCAGUAGUUUUGACACUAAUAUUUUCAUAUUAAUUUUCUUUUCCUGGGAGGAAAUCCAGUAAUAAAGGUCAGUGUGUCGUUAGUCUGAAGCACUAUACACCAAUGCUAUGUUUUGAUUAUGCAUAAUGUUAUGUUUGACCACUAGACACAGAGAAUUUAUAUUCUGUGCCCAGCAUUCUGAAGUAAACAGUCCAAAAUAACCAACAAAUUGUUUACAUCAGCAUAGGAAGAUGCUUUUAGAAUACAUUACUGGAAGUGGCCUUUAAGCACAAUCAGAAGUCCUGGGACUGCAGCAAGAUCUGCUGUGUAAUGUUGAACUAUAUUACCACUAUAAAACUCAAAGCACUGAAUACAUAUUUUUCAAACUUUAUGUUGUAUUCUAAUUCCUAAAGCAGAAGUAAAUUUUGUUGCUUAUUUAAGGAUUCUCAAGAAACUGAAGAAAUAUGUUCAAUAAAAACAUUGUCAUUGUAUCACAUGAUUGGUUAUAGAUGGUGUCACCCUGAAUAUUUUUUACUGUGAAUUUCUAUUACAUGAUCUCCAUUCGUCAUGAGAUAACUUCAGAUUUCACUCUACAUCAGCACUGAAUAAAAUUGUCUCUAAAAUGGUGAGCUGAAACUGGUCUGUGGUCAGAAUAAUGGAUACAAAAUUUACCUCUUGAAACUGAACAUAGUCACUCAGUGAUAAACAUCUUCUCUCAUGGAUCUCCUACUGAGACAUGCUCAAAGGACAGUUGGAUAUGCUGACAAAUAACAUUCAGUACACCUGUGAAUAUGUCAUUAUUUGAAUAAAAAUAAAUUGUUACUGAGAUUCAGAA